AUGGCUGUGGAAGAUUUGGUUGAGAUGAAAUUCAGGCUUGCUGAUGGCAGUGACAUUGGACCAAGCAAGUUUAGUCCUUCUACAAUCGUGUUAUCUCUAAAGGAAAAGAUGACUUCUUUAUGGCCUAAAGCCUUGCCUGCACUAGGCCUAGGUAGACUGCCCAUCCAAGCCGGAGGCAACAUACUGGUUGUAGUCCUUGGAUCGCCUCAGCAUUGUAGUGCUGGUGGAUUCAAUGAAGAUGAGGCUCGCUUUUUCUUCCAGCAGCUAAUAUCUGGUGUUAGUUACUGUCAUUCAAUGGAAAUCUGUCACAGGGACUUGAAGCUGGAAAACACACUUUUGGAUGGGAGUCCAACACCACGUCUUAAAAUAUGUGAUUUUGGUUAUUCUAAGUCCGGUUUGUUGCACUCACAACCCAAAUCGGCAGUUGGAACACCAGCAUAUAUUGCACCUGAGGUCCUGUCAAGGAAGGAAUAUGAUGGCAAGUACAAUGCUAUUAAAUGCUCUUGAGGAGAUGAAAAAGGUUGGCUUUUGGAUAUGCUCAUGAAGAUGACUUCAGUUUGACACAAAUUGCUGCUUUAGUCUAUGUUUUUGUUUGGAAAGAGUACUUUAUUUUUUUGGAUGCGUAAUGGCUGUUACUAGUUGAACUGAUGUGAAUUUAGUACUCUAUUGUUUGGAUGGAUAAUGGCUGUUAGUACUUGAACUAAUGUGGGCUUUGGAACCCAUUUUGGUUAAUGUGUGUUGUGAUGAAUUUAGAGAUGUUUAUAACCAUAUAUAUAUAUUUGAGGGUUCAUUGUACAUUAA
Coffea eugenioides is the source of this 801-nucleotide messenger RNA. Its product is annotated as serine/threonine-protein kinase SAPK3-like. The record is from RefSeq and is a predicted model, not a curated record. The coding region runs from base 1 to 507 and encodes 168 amino acids. The transcript is spliced from 7 exons. Gene Ontology annotation, biological process: intracellular signal transduction; protein phosphorylation. NCBI's taxonomy places the organism in Eukaryota, Viridiplantae, Streptophyta, Magnoliopsida, Gentianales, Rubiaceae. Gene Ontology annotation, molecular function: ATP binding; protein serine/threonine kinase activity.